Molecule: messenger RNA, 1388 nt
Organism: Paramecium sonneborni
Lineage: Eukaryota; Ciliophora; Oligohymenophorea; Peniculida; Parameciidae
Source: the annotation of a GenBank genome assembly
AUGUUGAGUACAAAAAAUCAAAUUCAUAGAAAAAAUGCUUCAAAUACCAAAAGCAAUGAAACACAAAAGAAAAAUUGUAACUAAUAUUAAUAAAGAUAAUCUAAUAUACAGAUUGUACAAUAAUUAUCAUGUUUAUAAAUACUAAAAAAAUUAGUAUCAGGAACAUCUAAAUCAUAAAAUAAGAAUAAUUCAAAGACAAGAAUACGUACAGAAGGAAAUGAAAAGUAAUUUAAAGUUCGUGCUUCGGCAUCUCCAAAAAAAGAUAAAGAGAAAGAAUAAUCAGCAUCUCCUCCUUAAAGAAACGUAAAUUCUUAAGUAGAUGUAAUCACAAACUUAUUAAAUUCAAAUAUGAUUAAUAAUGAAUAUAAACGAAUAUCAAGAGAAUAAAGAAAUCAAAGCGCGGACUUUCAAUAAUUAUUAGCAUAUUAACAAUAAAGAUAAGAAAAUUUGUAAUGGAAAAAUAAUGGUAAAAAGAAAUUUAAUUCUUAUGGCAAUUUAAAUGAUUAAGUUUAUUUUUCUUAAAGAGGAGGAUUAACAGAAUGUUAAUCCACAGUUUAACUAGUUUAGAAUAAUGCUGAGUAAAAAUUAAUGAAUUAAAAAGGCUCUUACUCAAUGAAACACUUUCCAUCUCCAAUAAAUAUAUGUACAUAAUAAAUUAGUUUAUAAGAAUUUAAGGAAAAAUUAAGUAAUUUAAGUAAAGAUAUAAAAUAAAAUAAAUAACAAGUUGAAGAAUAAUUAUAAAAAACAUAAAAGAAAUAACAACAUAUAUAUGAUCAAUAUGAUCAUGAAGAAAGUGAAAAAUAAUUCAAAUAAGAAGUUUCUUAGAGAAGUAAAUCAGUAGAUUCCUCAUCAUCUAGAACUUAAUUAGAGAAUUCAAAAUAUUAAUAGGAAUUUUUAAAUUAGUAUAAGAAUAAAAAUCAAUAAAAUGGUAAUGAGAAAAAAUUUAUUUUAAACACUUAAAGUUAUAUAAUUUAAUAGAAAUUGGAGAGUAAAAUCGAUCAAUUAGUCUUUUAAGUGUAAAUAUUAAAGAAAAAAUCAGAGGAGUUAGAAUUACAAAAUAGAUUUCUAUUUGAUAAUUUAACAAAAUUUUAGAAAGAUUCAGAUUGUAGUGCUGAAGUAUAAAAUUAAAUUAAUAUAAAUAGGAAAGAAGUUUACUUAUGAAUAAAUUAGAUUAGAUGAUUGGAAUGUAGAAAAGAUAAGAGGAGAAUUUAAAUUUUUUUAAAUAGAUAUUUGCCAAAGGGUAUGAUUAAUCUCGAAGAAUUAAAACUGAAUAAUAAUAAUAAUAAAAAGAAGAAGAUAAUUUUAAAUUAAAUUAAAGGACGGAAAUAUUAUCAAAAUAAAGACCCUUUGUCAAAUCAGCUUAUCAAGGGCUCGAUUUUAAUGUCUGA